AUGACCCUUGGCCAAUAUGCUCAGGCCUUUGGUGGUGCUCUUCAGCCUGGUGCCUGGAGGCCAUAUGAGCACCGAAAGCUUGCCAACCCUGCUCCUCUGGGUCUUUCCGCUUUCGCCCUGACCACGUUUGUCCUGUCGGCCAUUAACAUGCACGCUCGAGGCGUCUCCGAGCCCAAUGUCGUUGUGUCCCUCGCCUUCGGCUAUGGCGGUCUUGUCCAAUUGCUCGCUGGCAUGUGGGAGAUUGCUGCUGGUAACACCUUUGGUGCCACCGCCCUGAGCUCUUACGGCGGCUUCUGGAUCUCGUACGGUAUCCUCUUGACUCCCGAAUGGGGCAUCACGGCGCCCGAUGGCCCCUACAAGGGCGAUGUUGCCAGCGUUCUGGGCUUCUUCCUGACUGGCUGGUUCAUCUUCACCACCGUCCUUCUUAUGUGCACUCUGCGAUCCACCCUUGCCUUCUUCCUCCUCUUCUUCACUCUCGACCUGGCCUUCCUCUUCCUGGCCUGCGAGCAGUACGCCUCCGACCUGGGCAACGCCUCCGCUGCCCUCGCCCUGCAGAAGACUGGUGGUCUGUUCGGCUUCUUGGCCGCCUUCUUGGCCUGGUACAACGCCCUGGCCGGUAUUCAGGACAGCAGCAACUCCUUCUUCCAGGUCCCGGUCAUCCACUUCCCCUGGUCUGAGCAGGCUCGUCAGCGCCGUGCCAGCAAGUCUGAGCGCGCUCAGGCCUAA
Messenger RNA from Trichoderma reesei QM6a, 726 nucleotides. RefSeq lists its product as uncharacterized. NCBI's taxonomy places the organism in Eukaryota, Fungi, Ascomycota, Sordariomycetes, Hypocreales, Hypocreaceae. The coding region runs from base 1 to 726 and encodes 241 amino acids. The record is from RefSeq and is a predicted model, not a curated record. Gene Ontology annotation, cellular component: plasma membrane. Gene Ontology annotation, molecular function: acetate transmembrane transporter activity. The transcript has 3 exons.